This is a messenger RNA of Lachancea dasiensis, 1794 nucleotides long. NCBI's taxonomy places the organism in Eukaryota, Fungi, Ascomycota, Saccharomycetes, Saccharomycetales, Saccharomycetaceae. The record is from the annotation of a GenBank genome assembly.
AUGGGUGAUUAUUACAGGGAACAAGAUCGGCUUUACUCUAAGCACUCUUACGGAAAUGACAUUGUUGAAUUUGACUCACAAUAUGGUGCGACCGACAUUCGCCCAAUGUAUCGUUCUAAAAACUUCUUGUCCGACUCUCAUGGAUUUUUCGACCGCAUGAAAUCCAAGUUGAAUAUCUUUAGAGGUGACGAAGAUGAUGGUAGCGAUUCCUCCAUUGCUAAGAGUUCCUCCCUAACUCGACAAGCUCAAUUGUGGAACGCAAUCAAGUGCAAGCCCAUAAAACUGGUUCUUGACAACGAUUUUGUAGCCAGGAGUCACACGAAUAUACCCGGUCAAAGCGAUCCGGUCUUGGAAAGUGCCAACACGUUCCUCACAGUUAACAACCAAAAUUAUGAAAGAAACAGCAACUCACCCAGUAAGCGCGAUACAGGUUGUAGUGUACCUUUGAGUGGCUCACCGUUUGCCAACACUGGAAUAACAGAUUUUAUCGGGUUUGAAAAUGAUGGUAAUACAGACACGCCGAUCUCGCCAUGGGACAAAAUCCACGUUAAAUCCACGUUUAAAGGCUCGACUACUCUGCAAACCAUUCAAAAGCGACUGCUCCAGAUUUCUGCGCGGAAGCAAGAAGUAGCAAAGAGCUACCAGAAACUACUUAAAGAGCUUAGCGAGUGGUGGCAGGACACUAUUGAGGCGGAGGAAAGUAUGGAAUUAAUAUGUGAUCUUCAGAAGUUAUUUCACGAGGACUUGGUCUUCGAGCAGAGACUCUCAAACAAACUCAAAGAGGUAUCCAAAGCUUUGGAAUUCACCAAGAUGCGAGAGGAGGAAAUGCUACAAGAACGUAAAGAAGUGCAGCAUACCAUGAAAAAAUAUGGUCAAAUAAAGUGUAAGAGGGGCAAUCACAGCGAAGAAGCACAUUUCUUGAAGGAGAGGGUUGUCACAAGACAGAAUUCACUCAUGGUAAUUACGGGACAUUAUCAACAAUCACUCUCAACAACGGCCCGGGAACUAUUUGUGAAUGCCAGCGUAGAAUACUUCGAGACUGCCUCAGAUAUUAAAUCAACUAGCAAGGACUUCUUUCAAAAUUCUGUCAACUACUUGAGAGACACCAACGCAGGAAAUAUUGAGCAACAUAUCGACGACCUGAGGAGAAAGCGAGCCGAUAAGCACUGGUCAAAAUUGACUCCACAAGAAAGAGAUGAUCCCAAUAGGCUGGUAGAAAUAAUGAGUGAUAUGUAUAAUGGCCAGGAUUCUCUGAUGUGCUGCAUCAAUAGAAAACCUCUUUCCAAAAGCCCCGCCAAAUUAAAUUUUGUGGCCGACAAAGAGAAUCAACCUCAACCGAGUUCUCAACGCGAGUUGAAAUUAGAGUUCAAGACCGGCUUGGAAGAUUCAUCACAGUUAGCUAGUGAAAGCAACAUCAGAAGUGAUCUCGAAGACACUUGUUCAAAGAGGUCAGACUAUGGUAAAAAGUGUGCCUCCAAACGAAACCUUCAACCACUAUCGCUCGAUUCAAAUCGCACUCUGAGAUGUGAAGGUGUCAAUCGCGCCAUUGAUUAUCGUAGGCGCUCUCGGUUGCCCUAUCCAGAUACUUCGGAAACAAUAAGGGCCCAUAUCGAAAACUUGAGAAGCGGUCUUCGCGACUCUAAUACAGAAUUUGGCUUAAAGCUCUCCGCACACAACGAUGGUGGAACUAUACUGGAUCUUUCUCCGGGCAAUGACGAUUUUCAGGGCUACACCUAUGAGCCUGAACAAGAGCUGAAUCGUAACAAGUGGAUAGAAUCUCCGGGUGGAACGUGA